AUGUCCAAUCCAACUAAUUCUCAUCCCUCACAAUCAUCAUUUGAUUCAACAAACUCUUAUUACCAAUCGACGCUGUCAACACCGCGUAUGACGACAGAUACUGACGAUGAGCGAAUGAGCAUUGAAACCGUUAAGGGCAGGUCAUAUCAAAAUAAUAAUAAACGUAAACAUAUACCAAGAAAGACCAAUGACGAUUGGAGUAAAAGGUCGUUUAAUUCAAAACUUAACAAGGAAAGACGUAGUAAUACUGGUCAAUUCAGCGAGGACGAUACCAACCCAAGAGGCAACGGUGGCGGGAUUCCGAGAAAUUUUGGUAGAAGCUCGUCAGAUCAUGGUAGUGGUAGAAUACCGAGAGGAGGUUACGAGAGCUCCUCACACAAUGAUCAAACUGAUCAAGAUGCGGAUGAAUCGACUGAAGCCGGUGAUUAUUUAGAUGAUAACGAAAUUGAAGACGAUGAAUCUGAUAAUGAAACCAAGAUUGAGGACAUGCCUGAGGUCCCGGAUAAGGAUGACGCAAAACGAACCCCAUUUCAGAGGAAAUUGUUUUAUUUCUUUGAAUCACCCAGAGGACGUGCCGCGAAAAUGUUCACUGCUUUCAACGCUUUAUGCAUUGUAGGCACUAUAGUUAUGAUUUGCAUUGAUACUCUGCCAACAUUUGCAACGUCUGAUAAUCGUACUUUGUGGCUUUGUAUCGAUGCAAUUGUGAUUGCAACAUUUUCUAUAGAAUAUUUGGGCAGAUUCUUCGCUUCAGUACACAAACUUAGAUUCUUUUUUAGACCACUGAAUUUGAUCGAUUUGAUCUCAAUCGCUCCAUUUUAUGUUCAAAUAUUUAUACAAAGAAGACCCGAGUCUGCAUUUUCAUUUUUAAGAAUAUUACGCUUGAUCAGGAUAAUUCGAUUGUUUGACUUUGCAAGACGCUCGGAACAAUUCAAGGUUACAGUGAGAGCGAUAAAACGUUCAACCAACCAAAUAUUUAUGGUAUCAUUUUGGUUCUUCACGGUUCUCCUGUUUUCAUCCGGUAUCAUUUAUUUUUUGGAAAGAGGGAUUUUUGACGAACAAAACAAGAUCUGGUUUAGGGUAAAUCCCGAGAGCGGUCAAGUAGAAAAAAGUCCAUUCCAAUCUAUUGUACAUUCGUUUUAUUGGUCCGUGGUCACGCUAACAACAACUGGCUACGGUGAUGCAAUCCCAUACACCUCGUGGGGAAAAUUCUUUGCUGGCGUCACGAUGACAUGCGGAAUAUUAGUUAUUGCAAUGCCGACUUCAAUCAUUGGCUCAAGCUUUGUUGCUGAAUGGACGUUACAUCAACGGGCUCAAUUCUUGGCUAAACUAAAGAAAAACCGUCAGCUAGUUAAGAAUUCUGACGAGUCCAAAAUGGCUCUCGCAUUGCGAGCCAAAUUGCUUCGAAAACAAAACGAGGAACUAGUAGCAGUGAUCACAGAAGUGCAAGAAAAGCUAUCAGACGUAAAUCCAACCCGAUACUAUCAAAGAUAUAAAAAUUUGCAAAUACAAUAUGAAAAUGCACUGGCGAAAAUAUCCGCAUUAGAAGCCUCGUUGGAAAAAUGGCGGCGGCUUGCUCGCAAUUACGAAAAGUUUAAUGAUUACCGUCAACGAAGGUAUUCAAGAAGCGGCGAUAGUGAAGAUAACGGUGAGAAAAACUGGUUGUCAAAUAAGACAAUAUAUGGGCUGCGUUAUCCAUUCCGUAGGACGCCUACUGGUUUCUCCACGGAUGAUGAUACAAUAGACAAUGAUCAGUCAAUUAAGGAGAAGAUAUCGUCGGCCACCGAAACAAUGGCUAGCAAAUCAAAAGACAUGAUAAAAAAUUAUACUCCUAAUCCUUUCAAGCUGCUCAGCCGAUUUAGUCGGACAUUAUCACUGAGUAAUAACGAUACCUCAAAAUUUCCAGAGAGCGGAAUAUCCAAGAGUAACAUUAGCCUGCCAUUCAAUCGACGUCCGUUAACGCGGCCUGUUCCCUCGGUUGGCCCAGACUACACUGAAUAUGACCAUCCGGAAAGUGUAAUGACUACCCCAGAUAGUAUUACCGCUCGUGCGUUAGUAGAUGAAAUGCAUCGGUCAUCUACUCUGACGAAUGAGGAACGUGGCUCGAACAAGCCAAGUAUAAGCAGUAAUGUAUUGGCUGAUUUAUUUCGGAGGAGGGAGGCUGUAGGAGGAAGCAACUCUUUGAAAACUGGCAUUGGCAAAAAAAGAGAAUAUACAGCAGAAGACGAUAUAUUAAGGAGUGGUGAUAAAGGGAAGAGCAUUGUUUGGAUUGACAAUGAUACUACUAAUAAUAAUAAGGGCUCUGCAGAAAUAGAUAUAGUUAUAGACAGCGGCAUUUAUAGUAAUGGUCAGAGUCGUGAGGACAAUAACUACGCACAGUCAGACAAACAAUUGAAUGAAACUCGUACGGACUCGUCGAUUUUUUACGACCCACUUCACGAUCAAACAAAAUUUGAAUCGCCGCCAUCAGACUGA
This is a messenger RNA of Paraglomus brasilianum, 2472 nucleotides long. The record is from the annotation of a GenBank genome assembly. Lineage: Eukaryota; Fungi; Glomeromycota; Glomeromycetes; Paraglomerales; Paraglomeraceae.